Messenger RNA from Trypanosoma theileri, 579 nucleotides. RefSeq lists its product as uncharacterized. Lineage: Eukaryota; Euglenozoa; Kinetoplastea; Trypanosomatida; Trypanosomatidae. The coding region runs from base 1 to 579 and encodes 192 amino acids. The transcript has a single exon. The record is from RefSeq and is a predicted model, not a curated record.
AUGAAGGAAAACAUCUUGCGGGUCCGUCGACGGUGUCUUUUCCUCUUAGAUGAUACGGUUAUGGCCGCAGCACUGCAGCGCCCCGAAUUGGCCAGGGAGGCGCUCACCAUUCUUUGCUAUCUGCGGCAAUUGAAAAGCACCACGGCUGAUACUGCUGUACCUACUGAACUAUUUCUCGUCAUGGACCGUUGGGCGCAGCAGCAGCAGUUUGCCGAUUGGCAAGAGUGCGUGGAAUGGUUGUUCUUUGUGUUGGAGAUGUCCGCACAGGGGCAGAUGACGGGAAAAGGCACCCAAUCAGGUGAACAAGGGAAUAAAACCAUAGGUGAUACUGUUGAAAAUAUAUGCAGAGAUGUACUGGAGCGGCUGGCUCUUCUUUUUGCAGAGGAGGCCCGCGCCUACAAUGCUGCAGCGCAUUCCUUUGCCGAAAACUACUGGGGAAGGGCACUGAAGCUUCAGCAACAGGAGGGAUUGCUCGGUAACGGCGAUAACGCCACGGUGAAUGUGGCUCAACAUCGUGUGACAUGGAGUGUCGCAGCGGAGUUGCCACCGCUCGUGGAACAGGUCUUCCUUUCUCCUUGA